Molecule: messenger RNA, 297 nt
Organism: Pyrgilauda ruficollis (rufous-necked snowfinch)
Lineage: Eukaryota; Metazoa; Chordata; Aves; Passeriformes; Passeridae
Product: nucleoredoxin-like protein 1
Exons: 1
Biological process (GO): photoreceptor cell maintenance
Cellular component (GO): mitochondrion
Source: RefSeq, a predicted model, not a curated record
AGGGAGCUGGAGCAGCGUUUCGGGGUGUCGGAGCUGCCGGCCGUGGUGGUGCUGGCGCCCAGCGGGGCGGUGCUGGCGCCCAACGCCGUGCGGGAAAUCCGGGAUCGGGGCCCCUCCUGCUUCCACGGCUGGCGCCAGGCGGCCGAGCUGCUGGACAGGAACUUCCAGGAGCGCCAGGAGCUCGAGGGCUCGGCGCCCCGCAGCCUCACCGAGCCCCUGCGCCGCCUCAAGUACCGCCUGCGGGACCCCCAGGAGGACGAGGAGGAGGAGGAGGAGGAGGAAGAGCAGCGGGAGUAG